AUACAUCUGGUGGAUGUACGGAUAGAUUCCAGGGAACAUCAGCAUCUUGUCCUAUAGCAGCAGCAAUCAUUGCACUCGCUCUAGAAGCCAACCCAUCACUUACAUGGAGAGAUAUACAACAUUUAAUUGUAGAAACAUCCACAUCAGAUGGUCUAAUUAAUGCUAAUUGGCACACUAAUGGUGCUGGAUAUAAAGUUAGUCAUACGUUUGGGUUUGGUAUAUUAAACGCCGACGGAAUGGUUGAAGCCGCACUAUCUUGGCAAAAUGUUCCUUCUCAAGUUGUGUGUGAAAGUGAGACUAAAAGUGUUUAUAGAGAAUCGACAAAUGGUGUCUACGUCAUUGAUGAGCACGAGAGUAAUGGUUGCGCCGGAAGUGUAUUGUAUGUAGAACAUGUAGAGGUUGUCAUGACAUUCCAUGCUACAUACAGAGGCUCUCUACAAAUAAUGCUAGUGUCACCGUCCGGCACUAGGAGUCGUCUGCUACGACCAAGACGGUUCGACACAUUUAAUGGAGCUACAGAUUGGACAUUUAUGACAGUACAUAACUGGGGAGAGCUGGCGUCUGGUACUUGGAUGAUACAGUUAGAAACUUCUGAUUCAACAACUGAUUUUGGUCUGGACACCUGGAAACUUAUAUUGUACGGUACUGAGUCAGCGCCUGCUAACAAUCCUCAAGCCCAAGUUUCAAGAGAGCCUGUAUGCGACGAAAACGGCAACACUGGGACAAUACUUGGAGGUGUCCUUGGUGGAGCAGCCCUGUUGGCGGUCACAGCGGCAUUAGUUUAUGUUUUUGUUAUCAGAAAACCUUUUAAAGAUCCUACAGUAUUCCCAGAUGUACCUGCGCGUACAAAUGAUUAAAGUCAGUCGUUAUAAGAUAUGAAUUUAUAUAAUAUUUGAAUACUUCCUGAUCAAACUGCUUCAAGAACGACGAAAUAAUAUGAAUAUAUUAUGUUUCACGUUGUAUUUUACUGACAUUUUAAAACAACCAAGUAUAUUGAUAAAAAAAGUUUACAAUUUGUGUUGACAUUUGUAUAUUUAAAUAAAUGUAUUCAUAUACAGUAAACUGUGUUUUCUCCAAUGGUUAUGGAUGUUUGAUUUUGGUUAUUGUCCCCUGCCUUUUCGAAGAAAAAAGGGGGAUAUAGAAAUAGGCUCCGUCCGUCUGUCUGUCCGUCCGUCUGUCCGUCACACUUUCGUGUCCGGUCCAUAACUUUGUCAUUUAUCAAAGGAAUCUGAAAUAACUUGGCACAAAUGUUUGUUAUAAUAAGACAAUGUGUCAUGCGCAACAACCAGACCCCUACCUCCAGGGUCAAGGUCGCACUUGCUCAUUCAAGGUCAACAUUGUCUAUUUGAGGGUAUAUGUCGUGUCCGGUCCAUAACUUUCUUAUCUUUGAAGGGAUUUUGUAAAUACUUGCCACAAUUGUUCACAAUAAUGAGACGAUGUGUCAUGCGCAACAACCGGUCACCUACCUCCAAGGUCAAGGUCACACUUGGAGGUCAAAGAUUAACAUAGUCUGUUACAGGGUAUAUUUUGUGUCCGGUCCAUAACUGUCAUUUAUUAAAGGAAUC
This is a messenger RNA of Ruditapes philippinarum (Manila clam), 1565 nucleotides long. Its product is annotated as furin-like protease kpc-1. Gene Ontology annotation, cellular component: trans-Golgi network; Golgi membrane. NCBI's taxonomy places the organism in Eukaryota, Metazoa, Mollusca, Bivalvia, Venerida, Veneridae. The record is from RefSeq and is a predicted model, not a curated record. Gene Ontology annotation, molecular function: serine-type endopeptidase activity. Gene Ontology annotation, biological process: protein processing.